CAGGUUUAGAAAAAAAAUCGCGAGUACUUUCUCCAGAAGAAAAGAAAACAGUAGCAUAUCAUGAAGCAGGACAUGCAGUUGCAGGAUGGUUCCUCGAACAUGCGGACCCUUUGUUAAAAGUAUCAAUCAUUCCUAGAGGUAUUGGAGCACUUGGGUAUGCACAAUACUUACCAAAGGAUCAAUAUUUAUAUUCAACAGCACAAUUGCUAGAUCGUAUGUGUAUGACAUUGGGUGGACGAGUUUCAGAACAGAUCUUUUUUAAUAUAGUUACUACCGGUGCUCAAGAUGAUUUGCAGAAAGUAACAAAGAUGGCAUAUGCACAAGUAUCAGUUUACGGUAUGAAUUCUAAUGUAGGCCCUUUAUCCUUCCAUAAUCCAAAUGAAACAGAACCACAAUUUCAGAAACCAUAUUCUGAAGAGACAGCCAAAAUGAUUGAUGAAGAAGUUCGUAAAUUAGUAUCAUUAGCUUAUAAAAGAACAAUGGAACUACUUACAGAAAAAAAGAAAGAUGUUGAGAAAGUAGCACAACUUUUAUUGUCAAAAGAAGUACUAAAUAGAGAGGAUAUGAUAUCAUUAUUAGGAAAAAGACCAUUUACAGAAAAAAGUUCUUAUGAUGAUUAUGUUAACCCAAAAGACGAAAACACACCAUUACCACCACCGGCGGAAAAAGAUGGUCACGCACAGCCAUCGUCUAAUGCACAGUAA
Scutellospora calospora is the source of this 704-nucleotide messenger RNA. Lineage: Eukaryota; Fungi; Glomeromycota; Glomeromycetes; Diversisporales; Gigasporaceae. The record is from the annotation of a GenBank genome assembly.